AUGACCCUUUACAAGAUUUUUGAUGCUUGUAUGAAAUGUUUCUUUAUGAGAUUUGAUUGGUCGCCUUGCCCUGAUUAUUCAGAAUAUAUAAUUUACGCAGGGUUUUUAGAUCAAGCUAGUCAUAUUAUUAGUUAUGGAGGAAUAUUAUUUACUGUCGCUGUAUAUGGCAUUAAAUCUCAAUUUGGGUGGCGAAGCACUUUUUUUCUUGAUGAUUUUUUUAUUUUAACCUUUGCAAUUUCUCCAAUUCUACCAUUUUAUACAAUUGGCCAAUUUUUAUUAAAAAAUAAUCUACCUUAUUAUAAAAAUCAUGCAGUUUUUUUCCUUCUUUUAAUAUGGUUGUUUCUUGUUUGGUUAAUCGCUGCUUUAGUUGUAAAAUUUAAUUAUCAACGUUCAUUUUUCAAAAAUAUUAAUGAAAAACAUCUUCCAAAAAUACGUAGUUCUAUUUUAUACAUUAUUUUAUUUUAUGCUCUUGCUAUAAUUUCUUUUGAUAUUAUUUAUAUUAAAAAUUUUUCUUAUAAUAAUUGGUUAGAACUUCUUAAUUUACAUUUUUUAAAUUUAUUUUCUGAUGUUGUUAAUUUAGCUUUGGCAUUUUACUUAACAUUAUACCAUCAUUUACUUAAACCUGGUGGUAUUCCUCGUCGUAUAUUUUUUAGUACCUUAUUUGUAUUACAAGUUCAAUUAUUCUUUUCUUAUGCUUACCUUUGUACUCUUCCUAUUGUAGAUUCCUUUUUUAAUUUUAUUCUUGGUAUAAUUUUAUCAAGAACUAUUUCUUCUUUCUUUAGUAAAGAUGAUUUUGGAGAUUUUUUAAUGGGUGUUGAAGAUAAAAAUUUUAAAGUAAUAGAAUCAAUUGAAGCCAUUCGAAUGCAACAUGAUGAAGAUGAAGCUUUAAAAGAUUUUGAAACUGUCACAAUUAGUGGAAAUGAAAAUGAUGAUGAGGUUUCUCGUAUCGUACCAACUAAAGUCAGUUUCUUUAAAUUAAUUAUUGCUCUUUUCUUUUUUCUUAAUGUUGAAAAUGGAAAAUUGGUUUAUAAAAUUGACAAAGUUAAUUAUUUGGAUGCUCGUCAUUUAAAUAUAAAGGAAAGUAUGGAUAUUUAUGUUGAGCAUGGCUUUUUAAAAAUAGAAACUGGUCAAAUAAUAUAUGUUGGGAAGAAUAAUCUUAAAAGGUGCAUUAAUUUAACUGAUAAUUGGCCAUUAAAGAUUGAAUACGAAAAAGUUUAUAUACAUUCUCCUCAUGAACAAUCUUUUAUUGGCUUAACUGGUCACAAAUUUUUUGAAAUUAAUCAUGGUAAAAUUAUGCAUGUGGAAGAUAAUAGAAUCAAAGAAAUUAUAGAUAUAGUUGAUCAUGGUUUAUUAAAAAUUGUAAAAUUUGAUACUGGUUUUAAAGUUGUUUAUAUGAAAACUCCUAAUGCCACUAGAUUUAUUGAUUUAACUGAACAUGGUUUAUUGAAUUAUAUAGUUUAUGGUCAUAGAAAGCAUCUUGGUCGUUUUAUUCUCUUUGGAUUAUUUUACAAAUCUCAAAAAAUGACAUUUAAGCUUUGA
Messenger RNA from Dentiscutata heterogama, 1539 nucleotides. The record is from the annotation of a GenBank genome assembly. Lineage: Eukaryota; Fungi; Glomeromycota; Glomeromycetes; Diversisporales; Gigasporaceae.